Octopus sinensis (East Asian common octopus) is the source of this 782-nucleotide messenger RNA. RefSeq names its product dynein heavy chain 6, axonemal-like. Lineage: Eukaryota; Metazoa; Mollusca; Cephalopoda; Octopoda; Octopodidae. Bases 53 to 715 code for a protein of 220 amino acids. Gene Ontology annotation, molecular function: dynein light intermediate chain binding; dynein intermediate chain binding; minus-end-directed microtubule motor activity. The transcript has 2 exons. Gene Ontology annotation, cellular component: dynein complex. The record is from RefSeq and is a predicted model, not a curated record. Gene Ontology annotation, biological process: microtubule-based movement.
GAGAAGCCAAAACUAGAACAAGACCGGAAUGAAUUGAUCCUUCAAAUAAACAAUGACAGAAAUCAACUUAAGGCAAUCAUCGACCGAGUCCUCGUCCUUUUGUACGACUCAGAAGGAAAUGUCCUCGAUAAUACUCAACUCAUCACUGCUCUCAACGAAUCCAAAGUUGUUCAAUUUUCUUACUCAGGCCAAAUUCAGCCAAAUCUCUUCUCGUCUCACCCAGACAGAAAUAACCGAAAAAGAGAUUACUCGGGCACGGGACGUUUACAUAAGUGUUGCUGAGCGAGGCGCAAUUCUGUAUUUUGUCAUCGCGGACAUGGCCAAAGUAGACCCAAUGUACCAGUUCUCCCUCCAAUACUUCAAACAGAUUUUCUCCCAAUCCAUUCUGGACUGUGUCGAGUCGGGGGACACCAGACUGGACUGUCUUGUCCAAGCAAUAUCCAUCGACGCCUAUUUGCACGUUUCUCGGUAUUUCUUAUUUUUUAAAGUCAGGGGACUGUUUGAGAAACAUAAACUUGUUUUUUCUUUUCUGUUAUGCGUCGAAAUAAUGCUUGCCCGCAAUGACCUCACAUCCCACGAACUCGAUUUGUUCAUUCGAGGAGACAUUGAGUCGAUCAUUUCCGAGGAUCUUGCCAAUUGCUUUGCCCAAACACGUGCAUAUGUGACCAGUGGGGACUCAAAGGUCUAUUUUAUUCUCGAUGGCAGAUAUUCCUGACAGACAAUCAACUUGAUGAAUUCCAUGUGGAGUCCGUUACACCUUUCCAAAAAAUCCUGCUCGUAAA